UCCAAUCCGGUUUGAACAGGCAGCGACUCUCGACGAAUAGAUAUCCUCGGCUGUGUUGGUGGACUGUUGAUACAUCCAAUGGGCCAAUGAGUGGUAGUUAUAGUGUGUCCGUGUGGUGCGGUGGUGGACACACACUUGGAUGGGACCAGGACAGCAGCGCUACAUGGCAGGCGACAGCGGCUGGUACACCCCGGAGCGACUAUCUGGACAAACCGUUAGAUCUCUACGACGCUCCGCUGUUUGGAAUUGACGAAAUAACCAAGCUGAGCAUGAACGCAUCGCAUUUAAGCGUCUCCUUCUCUGAGCAUGGACUGAUCAAAUCAACCCCUCUCUGGAUGAUUUGAUGGGGCUGCUCCGAGUCAUGAUGCCGCCCAAGUUGCAGCUGCUGGCGCUGCUGGCGUUCGCAGUGGCCAUGUUCUUCCUGGAGAACCAGAUCCAGAAGCUAGAGGAGUCCCGGGGGAAGCUCGAGCGAGCCAUCGCCAGACACGAGGUGCGAGAGAUCGAGCAGCGGCACACGCAGGACGGCCUGCGGGAACGGGACUCGUCGUCCUCGUCGCCGUCCGAGAACGAGGACGACCUCGUCAUCAUCUACAACCGCGUGCCCAAGACGGCCAGCACCUCCUUCACCAACAUCGCCUACGACCUGUGCGGGAAGAACCACUACCACGUCCUGCACAUCAACACCACCAAGAACAACCCGGUCAUGUCCAUACAGGACCAGGUGCGGUUUGUAAAGAAUGUGACUGAGUGGAGGGAAAUGAAGCCGGCUUUCUACCACGGACACGUCUCCUUCCUGGACUUCACCAAGUUUGGGGUGAAGAGGAAGCCCAUCUACAUAAACGUGAUCCGGGACCCCAUUGAAAGGCUGGUGUCAUAUUACUACUUUCUGCGUUUCGGAGAUGACUACCGGCCCGGCUUGAGACGCAGGAAACAAGGAGACAAGAAGACGUUUGAUGAAUGUGUAUCAGCCGGCGGCUCAGACUGUGCCCCUGAGAAGCUCUGGCUCCAGAUCCCCUUUUUCUGUGGUCACUACUCUGAAUGCUGGAACGUGGGCAGCCAGUGGGCUCUGGAGCAAGCCAAAUACAACCUGGUGAAUGAGUACAUGCUGGUCGGAGUGACAGAGGAGCUGGAGGACUUUGUCAUGAUGCUUGAGGCCGCGCUGCCGCGUUUCUUCAAAGGAGCCACCGAGCUGUACAAAACAGGAAAGAAAUCCCACCUGAGGAAGACCAGCGAGAAGAAGCCGCCCACGAAGGAGUCCAUCGCCAAGCUGCAGCAGUCGGCCAUCUGGAAGAUGGAGAAUGAGUUCUACGAGUUUGCACUGGAGCAGUUCCAGUUUGUCAGGGCGCACGCUGUCAGAGAAAAGGACGGCGAGCUCUACCUGCUGGCACAAAACUUCUUCUAUGAGAAGAUCUACCCCAAAAACUAAAGAGGCACAUGUCCGUAGAAGAGAGGACACUGGGUACAGGCUCAGGUGGAUAAAGAGACUAAUAGACUACAGGUGACUGGUUUGUACUUGUGAUUGAGAACAUAACGUGGAGCUGCAGAGCAACCCGCCUCUGUUAUACACGUCUGUGCCAGCCAACUGGACAGGGAGCUCGUGUUUCGACAGCAGGUUGUGUUCCCAGCAGCCCCGGGGGCCUCCACUCCACUUCACUUUCAUGUCAAAGGUCGUCUGCGUAGAGGACCUCUGCCGGCACUUGUCCGGAGACGGCCCGUCGGACCUCGGCUCCUGAUUGGCUUCGCUGUUCUCCGAUCCAGAAAAAAAACAUUUUCAUCGGCUCUGUGCUGUUUGGUUGUGUUUGGUUGUAUUUUAACUCUUUACUAUGGUUGUCUUUUGUAUGUAAAGACGGUGACAUGUUCCAUGGUGACACGACAUCUCCACGUCUCACCACCCACUACUACUAACUUAAAGAGAUUUUAAGUGUAAAGAAACUGACUACUGUGCUGUAUUAUUGGACUUGAAUGAGAUCUUUUGAGGUUUUUAUGAAAUAAAAAUCCUGUGACCAUGGACUAUUUACUGGGACAAGUGUUUUAUACUUGAUGUGUUUGUGUUGGAUGUAAAUGCGCAGCUUUGCCCCGAGGCUUUUCCUCCGUAAUGAAGGUACACAUGAUAUCACUGAAGUGUGUGAAGAUGCUGCUGCUGUAAAUAUUUACUACUUUUUCAGUCCUACUCAACCAUAAACAGAUUUGCUACCGCAUAAAAUGAACACAUUUGUACUGUUAACACCCUUUUAAAGUUACAGUCUGUGCAUUUUAUCAGUUUGUUCAUUGCUUUCAACUCUUUCAUUUCACUUUUUAGUCUGCCUUUUAUUUUCUGUCAUUUUAUUUUCAUCGUAGAACCAGUUAAACACGGGCGUCCACAAGUAUGUUAGCCUGGAAUAUGAUGACACUUUGGGAAAUGCAUUUGCUUUGUUGUUGAGUUAAAUCAUGAGUUCGAUACUCUAAUAUCAGUCCCUUACAUAUAAGGCUGCAGCAGGUUAUCUUAGCUUAGCAUAAAGACUGUAAACAGGGGUUUAUAAUGGCCUUUUAUUGGCUGAUUAAAGUGUCUUAUUUACUCUUCACAAAUUGCUAACUAAAAGUCAGAAAAGAUGAGCUGCACAGAUGUUUUCUACUGGAUGUACUGCUACAUCACAACUCCUGAAGUAUUUAAACAUACAUAUGACUAGGUACUCAUUUUUAUCUGUUCCUUCUCUACACCCAGCUCUCCUUGUUUUGCAGCUUUUGCCAGAUGGAACAUAAAAACAUCAUCUUUUGAUUACC
Molecule: messenger RNA, 2760 nt
Organism: Sebastes umbrosus (honeycomb rockfish)
Lineage: Eukaryota; Metazoa; Chordata; Actinopteri; Perciformes; Sebastidae
Gene: hs2st1a
Product: heparan sulfate 2-O-sulfotransferase 1a
Exons: 8
Coding region: 344-1426 (360 amino acids)
Cellular component (GO): membrane
Molecular function (GO): heparan sulfate 2-sulfotransferase activity
Source: RefSeq, a predicted model, not a curated record